This is a messenger RNA of Cydia strobilella, 460 nucleotides long. RefSeq lists its product as uncharacterized. The transcript is spliced from 3 exons. The coding region runs from base 1 to 441 and encodes 146 amino acids. Lineage: Eukaryota; Metazoa; Arthropoda; Insecta; Lepidoptera; Tortricidae. The record is from RefSeq and is a predicted model, not a curated record.
AUGGUCACAUUUGGUCGGUCACUAGUCAUCGCCGCUUUCCUACUACUCCUGGUCGCUACCAUCGUAUGUCAGUGCAGAGGUGAUUCGAUUAUUCGGAGUGCUGAGAAACUUGCUGUGCCUAUUAAUGAAUUCUAUUGCUCCAAUUUGACGAGAGGCCAGACAUGGGUAGACUGGAAGACAAGAGUGGUUGAAUUGCCAAAGCAACAUAUCGACAAACCAGAUUCGGAUAUUAUCAUUGACUAUUUCGUGCAUUGGCCCUGGUACCUAAAAGGAAUUCGUUUGAUGGUGUGCAACUCCAUCGGCCACCGACCCAACAUCAGCUGGCCUGCGCAAGGCUACUCUCCUGUUACAUCCAGCUGUUCUGCUGAGGACUUCCCCAGGUGCCCUGUGGGGUUGGAGAUCUUCGUGGUGCAGUACCAAAGCUGGUGGCCUUGGCUUUAAAAAGCAAAGAUUAAGCGCU